Molecule: messenger RNA, 2475 nt
Organism: Penicillium verhagenii
Lineage: Eukaryota; Fungi; Ascomycota; Eurotiomycetes; Eurotiales; Aspergillaceae
Product: glycosyltransferase
Exons: 6
Coding region: 1-2475 (824 amino acids)
Biological process (GO): carbohydrate metabolic process
Molecular function (GO): hexosyltransferase activity; UDP-glycosyltransferase activity
Source: RefSeq, a predicted model, not a curated record
AUGGAGGAUUCACCCCCAUCUUAUGCCGUGCUCGAGGCCGCCGGCUGGCCGAAGGAUGACUGGCCUCAAGAUGCAGCAGCUGUCAAUGGUGACGGCCGCGUUGAAGUUGACCUUGACUCUAAAAUUUGCAGAACGGUCGCCAAACUGAUUCCUUUCUCGCACAAUGAAGAAAUCACAUCAAUUACAGAGCAGCCAGUACUGGCUAAGACGAGCUGUGAUGUUCAAUUGAAUAUUGUAAUUCAGGUGGUCGGCAGUCGCGGCGAUGUCCAGCCAUUUAUCGCACUCGGAAACGAACUCCAGCUAUACGGCCAUCGCGUAAGGCUGGCGACUCAUCCCGUGUUUGAAUCCUUUGUUCUUGAAUCGGGUUUAGAGUUUUACUCCAUCGGCGGUGAUCCGUCUGAGCUCAUGGCCUAUAUGGUCAAAAAUCCAGGCUUGAUACCUCAGAUGAAAAGUUUGAGAGGUGGAGAAAUCCAACGCAAGCGGGCUAUGGUGGCUGAGAUGCUACGGGGCUGUUGGGAUUCAUGCAUCAAUGACGAUCCGGUCAGCGGGGCGCCUUUCGUUGCUGAUGCCAUCAUCGCCAAUCCACCUAGCUUUGCCCACGUUCACUGUGCACAGGCUCUGUCCAUCCCUGUACAUCUUAUGUUCACCAUGCCAUGGAGUAGUACAAGAGCUUUUCCACAUCCGCUGGCAAAUCUCAAGUAUUCUACUACCGAGCCAAAAAUUGCCAACUAUAUUUCCUACGGUAUUGUGGAUUGGAUGGCGUGGCAAGGUCUUGGGGACAUAAUUAACGAGUGGAGAUCCUCACUUGAUUUAGAGCCCAUUCCAGCUACCGAGGCGCCAUGUCUAGCCGAAACCCUGAAACUACCUUUCACCUACUGUUGGUCACCGAGUCUGGUGCCAAAACCAUCAGAUUGGCCAUCAAAUAUAGAUGUCUGUGGCUUUUUCUUUCGCUCCCUUCCAGAUUACAAGCCACCUCUUAACCUCGAUUUGUUUCUUCAAAAUGGCAGCCCCCCAGUAUACAUCGGAUUUGGCAGCAUCGUCAUUGAAGACCCAGUUUCUAUGACGAAUAUCAUUCUUGGAGCAGUCAGGUCACUUGGUAUUCGUGCAAUCAUAUCUCGCGGUUGGAGUAAGAUUGGGGAAGCUGCAUCUGAUAACCAGGUCUUCUAUCUUGAUGACUGUCCACACGAAUGGUUAUUCCAACAUGUCGCAGCCGUUGUUCAUCACGGAGGUGCAGGAACUACGGCAUGUGGUCUGCGUUUUGGCAAAUCUACGACUAUAAUCCCUUUCUUUGGAGAUCAGCUCUUCUGGGGCAACAUGGUUGCAUCCUGUGGGCUCGGGCCAAAGCCUAUUCCUUAUCGAGCUCUAACUUCUGAGAAUCUGGCAGACGCCAUUCGCUUCUGUCUGCAUCCCAGAGCGCAGUCUGCAGCGCGUGAUGUUGCAAAGGGAAUGAGUCAUGAGAAUGGAGUUUCCGCUGCAGUUGCAUCUUUUCAUAAGCACCUACCAGUGAAUGACAUGAGAUGCCAUGUUCUCCAUUCGGAGCCAGCUGCGUGGUGUUUCAAAAAAUCCUCCAAGCCUCCCAUUCAUUUAUCUAAAGUUGCUGCGGAAGUUCUUGUCGACCAUCACCGUCUUAAAUGGAAUGAUCUUCAACCGUACCAUGUGAGCAAAAUUCAUAUUCAAAAUCGACGAUGGGACCCAGUGACAGGCACCGCCUCAUCCUUGAUUGGUACAAGUACCAACGUGUUGAAAGCGACUGGCGAUAUUGUGUACAAGCCAUACCAAGAGUUCCGUCGUGUCCCUAGGAGCGACUCAGAGCCCGCUCUUCCGGAAUCAUCCGGCUCUCGAUCCCCAAGUAUUGCUACUACAUCAGACACUGCUUCCUUGGAUAGUUCUAGUACAAAGAGACCUUCAAAGCUGAGAGCCACAGGCGCCGCUAUGGAAGGCUCGGCAAAGAGCCUGGGAAAGGUCGUCGGUUAUUGGUACAAGGGCGUGCUCGUAGACAUGCCUUUAGCGGCUAGCGAAGGCCUUCGUGCCGUACCUCGUCUAUAUGGCGAUGAGGUCAAAGAUCAUGGGAAGAUUCUAGAUUGGAAAUCCGGUGCCACCUUCGCCGGUAAAAACUUUGUCCAUGGGAUGGCAGACGGUCUCAGCGACAUCUUCACGCAGCCCUACAAAGGCGGCCAGGAAGAGGGAGCCAAGGGUGUGAUGAAGGGACUUGCAAAAGGAACAUUGGGCGCAACUACCAAAGUUUCAUCAGCCGCAUUGGGGUUGGUGGCUUAUCCUGCUCAUGGGAUGAUGAAAAGUCUGUAUACGGCAACACACUGCAAAACAAGGAAACGAAUUCUUCAAGCGCGAACUGAAGAAGGGAAGUACCUUGCAGAACACUCACCUAAAGGGCAAAGAGAUCGGCAGUCCAUUAUUCGUAACUUUGAGACUGCCAUUCGCAAACCCCUUGACUUUGAUAUUUCAUCAUCAAGUUGA